ACAUGCAAUACCCCGUGUAUACAGUGAAAGCUGAGUAUGGUAUAUGUGAGGAAGACUGUUGGCAGCUCAUAUUAUAUGUCAUAUUGUUCUUUACGAUCAUGUUAGUUGGCUUCACUAUACUGGCUCCCCUAGCUGUGCUGGGAAUGCGAACUGUUCCUGACAGCCAAAGGUCAUACGCACUUGGUAUAUCGUCUCUUAUGUAUCGAUUACUUGGUGCUGUACCAGGACCAAUUAUUGUCGGAGCCGCAAUUGAUAGUGCGUGUAUUGUGUGGCAAGAACACUGCGACAGCACAGGGAAAUGCCACAUAUACGACAACGCGGAUUUUGCAUGGAAAUGGUUCAUUGUUGGUUUUGUGUUUUACGGAAUAACCGUCAUUUUUUACAUAUUGGCCCUAUUUACAUAUAAAGAACCUCAAAAUGAAGAAAUAGAACCCAUAACCUAUAAAUUAAAGUCUGAAAACACAGAGGACUCUGUAAUGGGAACUUAUAGGACCACUGGCAGCUUUUCAUUCUCCCAGCCAGUCGAUGCGGACACAGAACCUCCGAGUAAUUAGAAGUCAAUGUGAUAUUGGAUGUAAGCGUGUUUUUUUCCUGCUUUAAGCAGAUUCUUUUUAUU
Messenger RNA from Saccoglossus kowalevskii, 616 nucleotides. Its product is annotated as solute carrier organic anion transporter family member 4C1-like. Gene Ontology annotation, cellular component: basolateral plasma membrane. The record is from RefSeq and is a predicted model, not a curated record. Gene Ontology annotation, biological process: sodium-independent organic anion transport; transmembrane transport. Lineage: Eukaryota; Metazoa; Hemichordata; Enteropneusta; Harrimaniidae.